Camelina sativa (false flax) is the source of this 1766-nucleotide messenger RNA. Its product is annotated as putative serine/threonine-protein kinase PBL19. The record is from RefSeq and is a predicted model, not a curated record. Gene Ontology annotation, molecular function: ATP binding; RNA binding; protein kinase activity. Gene Ontology annotation, biological process: protein phosphorylation. NCBI's taxonomy places the organism in Eukaryota, Viridiplantae, Streptophyta, Magnoliopsida, Brassicales, Brassicaceae.
ACAUCCUAAUAAUCUGAAAUUUAUCGAAAAGGUCCCAAAAUCUCAACAACCCUGAAUCUGAUUUCUCAAUUCUCGCUUCACCGUGUCUCAAGAACUCACCACCACUCUGUAAUAAUACGAUGUGUGAAUCAAUGAUUUUGGUGUUCUUGAUACAAUUUGCAAUCCGUUCUUGCUCAAGUUUCGCUUGAAAUUUCAGAACCAUGUAGCAAGAUGAGGAAUUUGAAAACCCUUCUCCUUCGCAUCGGCUAAAAGGGUCAUGAGUACGGCACUUCCUCUGACUACAAAGACCAUAUCAUCAGAGACUUGUUUUGGUGUUAUUAGGAGAGAAAUCGAGCGUUCUGGAGACCAAGUUUUGCCUUUGCUAUUUCAAUGUGCUAAACAAUUGCCUCACAAGAUUCCUUUGUGUGGGACUUUGAUUGGUUUGUUGAACUUGGAGAAUGAAGAUUUUGUUCGGAGGAUGGUAGAAAGUGUCCAAGUUGAUUUCCAGUAUAUGAAAGAGCAUCUGAUUAGAGGAAGGGAGUGGGAAGAGGUGUAUCAUGUUAUCUAUUUGAAAUUUCAGAACCAUGUAAAGCUAAGUUUCGCUUACGAAGAACUCAGUAGAGCCACUUAUGGGUUUAACAGAGAGCUUAAGAUCGGUGAAGGUGGAUUCGGUAGUGUUUAUAAAGGAAAGAUUCUGACCACUGGAGGAGCUGAUUCUGAUCCUCCACUUGUCGUCGCCAUUAAGAAACUCAACCGACAAGGUUUACAGGGUCACAAGCAAUGGCUAGCAGAGGUUCAGUUUCUAGGGGUAGUGAAUCAUCAGAACGUUGUGAAACUCAUAGGUUAUUGCUCAGAGGACGGCGAGACUGGGAUCGAGAGGCUUUUGGUUUAUGAGUACAUGUCGAAUAAAAGUUUAGAGGACCAUCUCUUCAGCCGUGGAUCACGCACAUUACCGUGGAGAAAAAGACUCAAGGUCAUGGUUGGUGCAGCUGAAGGAUUGGCUUAUUUACAUGAACCUAAGGUUAUAUAUAGAGAUUUCAAAUCAUCAAAUGUGCUCUUAAACGAUGAAUUCUGUCCGAAAUUAUCGGACUUUGGGCUGGCCAGAGAAGGACCAGAGGGGGACAAUACUCAUGUCACAACCGCACUGUUGGGUGAAGAUGGAUCAUCAAAUUGGACAUGGUGUUGAAGUGACUGGGUUAUCUCCAUCUGUUACUGAGAAAGAUCUUAUUGAUUUCUUCUCUUUCUCUGGUACAAUUGAAUAUAUUGAUAUUGUCAGGUGGCUUUUGUUUCCCAUCUUGAUCUCUCUCACAUUCUCAGGUCUUGUUCUUCACCAUGGAGUUCUCGCCGAAACUGUUAAACCUGAUGAAGCUAAACAGCUUAGAGACGAGGUACGUGGGAUGUUUUAUCAUGCUUUUGAUGGAUAUAUGAACAAUGCUUUUCCACUUGAUGAAUUGAGACCGUUAUCUUGCCAAGGUGAAGAUACACUUGGAGGCUAUGCGUUGACCUUGAUUGAUUCGUUGGAUACAUUAGCUUUACUUGGAGACCGAGAGCGCUUCACUUCUUCUUUUCUAUGGACCUAUUUUUACUCCGACCAUCUCACCACCUAUUUUUCCAUUAUUAAAGCAGACAAUCUCAACUUCAUCUAACGAUGAUUUCUUGUGUGGUUUUGAUUCGCUGUAUUUGUUUUUUUUUGAUUGAUGGAGUUUUUUAUUUAUGUAAAUUAACGUAUAUUAUGUACUUGGUUUGGAAGUGCUUUUUGUUUUGUUUUUUUUUUCAAACAGUUACUA